UUGGAAUUUCAGUGACGCAACAUUGCAUGAACUUAGCAGUGAGCACUACUCCUUUCGGCCUGCAUUUCGUACUUAUCAUCUACAAUAAAGUCGGCCCACCUUCACCAUCUCCAGCCAUGCAUAUCAGCUACCGAGGCGGAGUUCCCAUCAAUGGCCCCUCCACCCUCACAAUCCAAGUUUCUUCAUUUAUCACUUUCACCCCGCAUAUACUUGUAACCCGUACCAAAAUAUCAAGAUUGAUUAGCACUUUCCACCUUGGACGUUCACUGAGUUGAUUCAGCUACUGUAAGCUGUAAAAGGGUAAGGUCUGAACUUCCUCUUUUUUGUCCUCAAGAAAUGAUUGAUUAUUGGUUGAUGGAGGGGGUUUGGGCUGAAGGAAUUCAGUUGUAAGAUGGCUGAGGAGGAUGGGUUCAUCGUGGAAGCUCAGAUGUCUUUCAAGAAGAAAGGUGCGGUUUCGAGGAGCUGGAUGGUGUUGGACGGUAGUGGGCAGGGGGUGGUUUUGGAUUUGGAUAAGUAUGAUAUCAUGAGAAGAGUGCCCAUAAAUGCCAGAGACCUUCGAAUUCUGGACCCUUUGUUGUCUUAUCCUUGUGCGAUUCUGGGAAGGGAAAAGGCAAUUGUCCUCAACUUGGAGCACAUCAAGGCAAUCAUAACAAUUGAUGAGGUAUUACUAAGGGAUCCUCUUGAUGACAAUGUCUUACCAAUUGUUGAAGAGCUCCAAAGGCGGUUGCCGUUGGCGAUUGGCCGUGGUGAAGGAGAAGAAGAAGAGUUGCCUGAAUCACGAAAUAGUGAAGCUGGAACUGAGCAACAAACUGAGUUCCCGUUUGAAUUCCGAGCUCUAGAAGUAGCAUUAGAAGGUAUAUGUAGCUCUCUUGAUGCUCAAACUAGAGAAUUGGAGGUUGCUGCUUAUCCUGCUUUGGAUGAGCUGACUGCUAAGACAAGCAGUCGAAACUUGGAUCGUGUGAGAAAAUUGAAGAGUUCUAUGACAAGAUUAACGAGUCGGGUUCAGAAAGUAAGGGACGAACUAGAGCAGCUUCUGGAUGACGAUGACGACAUGGCCGACCUUUAUUUGUCAAGAAAAUCUGCCGUGUCAGCUUCCUCACCCACCGAUUUUGGAAAUGCCAAGUGGCAGCUGACAGCCGAUGAAUCCCCAACAAUAAGCUCAAAGAUAUCCAGGAAUAGCAGCAGGACAAGUGCAGUCACCAGUAGUCAAGAGGAAAAUAACGUCGAGGAACUUGAAAUGCUGCUUGAGGCUUACUUUGUACAAAUCGAAAGCACAAUGAAUAAGCUGACCACGUUGCGAGAAUACAUUGACGACACAGAAGAUUACAUCAAUAUUCAGCUAGACAAUCAUCGGAAUCAACUUAUUCAGCUAGAACUGUUCCUAAGUUCCGGGACUGUGUGUUUGUCUAUGUACUCUUUAGUUGCAGCCAUAUUCGGGAUGAACAUUCCGUAUCCAUGGAGGGAAAACCAUGGCUACCUGUUUAAAUGGGUGGUGAUGCUUACUGUACUUGCUUGUGGAUCGUUUUUCUUGUCGAUAAUCACAUAUGCUCGUCACAAGGGUCUUGUUGGUUCUAAUUGAACACACUA
Molecule: messenger RNA, 1587 nt
Organism: Sesamum indicum (sesame)
Lineage: Eukaryota; Viridiplantae; Streptophyta; Magnoliopsida; Lamiales; Pedaliaceae
Product: magnesium transporter MRS2-I
Biological process (GO): magnesium ion transport; transmembrane transport
Cellular component (GO): membrane
Molecular function (GO): magnesium ion transmembrane transporter activity
Source: RefSeq, a predicted model, not a curated record